AUGUCUCUAUUCAACUUCUUCUCUUGCUGGAUUCCUUCAUGGCUACGAAAAGAAGAACAUGCUUUCUUAUUAGAUAUGCCUGAUGUUGUCACAAAUGAAAUAUUGAAAAAGCUGGAUUUUGCGACAAUUCGAAAACUUCAAAAAGUGUGCCACGCGUUUCGUGACUACAUCGAUUGUGUAAAACCAGACAGUCACUUGAAAUCGAUCGACCUAGAGGUGGUAGAGGAGUUGAUUUUUGUAUCAUUUUCUACACCUUCACAAUCAAACCUAGAAAUACAGAUUUCUUUCGAAGAUGUUGUUGAUUUCCUUUGGGCAGCAUUGAAAUACCAAAAAUCGCUACUGGACGAGCUACGUUUUGUGAGCUUUGUGGGCUAUGCUGUAGAACUCAAGAAUGCGGAAACUUUCAUAAAGUUAUUUGAUCGUUUGAUGAAAGUUCUGAAAUCGAGGGAUCGCUUACUGCAAGUUGGAGCGUUGCCAAUCUCAGUACAUGGACAAGAUCAACUGACGGAAUUGCUUAGUCAUGUUGAUUUGAAAGUGUUGAAAAGUCUGGAAGUGUUCAGACUGUUGGAAAUAGAAGAAUUAUCGGAUAAUGGUGAUGAUAACAGCGAGUUUGUUUUGGAUCUCGAUAUUCUAAAAGAAUGUGAAAAUCUGGAAAAUCUUCAUGUGAAAGGCUUCUCCAUCUCCUCCCCAUUCCGCAUGAUUACUCAUAUUCCGAUUCUGACAGUUAACAUGCAAACAAUCUACUGCGAAGAUUUAUUACUCUUAAAACAUACCAUGGAAAAUUUGAACAUCAAUGCUUUCUCGGAAAUCAAAUAUGGACAAUUUCCCGACAAAGCCCGGUUUUUGGAAGAUAUCGGAUUGGUGGAUGAUAACAGUAAAUUGGUUCAUGUUUUCCCUAGUAAACUCACUCUGACAUACUAUCCUGCUUCGAAAUUCGAAAGCUUCGAAGAGUGUGCCACGCGUUCCGUGACUAUAUCGAUUGUGUAA
Messenger RNA from Caenorhabditis remanei, 987 nucleotides. RefSeq lists its product as uncharacterized. Gene Ontology annotation, molecular function: protein binding. The coding region runs from base 1 to 987 and encodes 328 amino acids. The record is from RefSeq and is a predicted model, not a curated record. Gene Ontology annotation, biological process: innate immune response. The transcript is spliced from 4 exons. Lineage: Eukaryota; Metazoa; Nematoda; Chromadorea; Rhabditida; Rhabditidae.